AUUUUUUAUAAGUAAAAGCAAAUCGUUUAAUGUGCCUAGUAUACUUAUAAUGUAGAAAGAUGUAUGCAGAGCGUAUAUGAAUGUUACUUUUGCAUAAGACAGAGAGGAGCAAAAUUUUGUACGUCUUUCUACGGAACGUUAUAAACAUGACACUUCUUCCAUUAACCCAAUCAGACAACGGUUUUUAAAUCACGAAAAAAAAAAUUUAGAAAACAUUGUCUGUUGAUACGGAAGUAUCAUAACGUAAAGCGUAACAUAAGGCUAAAGAAUCAUAUUUUUGUAUUGCUUUUAAUGAGUCGUUGUCGCUAGAUCAUCUCCUUGAUCUCUCCGUAAUAUCUAGUACAAUAUUUUUCUGCCACGAAUUAAGCUAUACGCGCAAUACCGUUAUAUAUUUUUCUACUCUAUAUUUUUGCAAAUAGAAAUUACGGAUAUACUUAGUUAUUGUGAUAAAGUGGAUGAUUAACGUAAAAAAAUUUUUUGCAAUAAUUUUGUUUUUAUCAGUACAUUAUUUUUAUGUAAAACACUAUGAUGAUUUUCUAAUACCCUCAACUUUGACGUCAAUUUCACCCCGUUAAUGUUGACCAUUGCUAAUAAAAAAAAAAAAUACUUUCUUGCCUACUUUACAAAGUUUCAAUAAAAUUAGCGAGUCACGCAAGUAAAACAGUUUUACUUGUAGUGAUAUACGAGUAUAUACGUAUAUACAUUAUACGACAGUUAUCAUUAACGUUUUCCGUUUAUUAUUCCGUUUAUUAUUUAUUAAGUAAUGUACUUAAAGCCGAUGUAUAUAAGCCGGACUAAAAGCAGCGACACAGUUGCUGAAAGUUCAGUAAAGAAUUGACUGGAAAGCGUGUCUCGAGAGACGGCAAACAAGAAAAGGAGAACGAGCAAAGGGAGAAACGGAAAAAGAAAAAGAAAGAGAAAAUAAGAAUGUUCAUUUUCAUCUUUUCCUCUUAUUAGCUUGAAGUGUCAAUAGGUUUUAUAAAAUAGUGCAACAUGGAUAAGGAUACGAGCGACAUGAAGGAAAACCCCAGGGAGAAGGCCAAUUUUUUUAGUAUUAUAUUCUUCUGGUGGAUGCGAGAAUUAUUCAUGAUUGGCAUUAAGCGUGAUUUGAAGGAAUCUGACAUUUAUCAACCAUUAAAAGCAGACGAAUCUGAAAGACUGACUGAUCAUCUUGAAAAAUACUGGAAUUACGAGUUGGAUAAAUUGAAGAAACUGGAAUACACCGUAGGCAAAGACGGAGAGAAGGUGCCGUUGAAAAGAAACGCUCGCCCGAGAUUAUACAAGGCCAUCUGCAAAGCCUUUUGGUUACCAUAUUUCAUAAUUGGAAUCUACUUAUUUAUCCAAUGCAGUAUAAUACGCGUAGUACCACCAAUCCUUCAGGGUUGGAUCAUCAAUUACUUCUCCAGAAAUACGACCGGAACAAACAAGAUACAAUUGAACGAUGCGUUGAUCUACGUCGGUGGCUUGGUUAUUUGCUCUAUCAUUUCCGUUAUAAUAAUGCAUCAAACGGUCGUAUUGUCGCUGCAGUUUGGCAUGAAAAUACGUGUCGCCUGCAGCUCUCUCCUCUACCGAAAGUUAUUACGAUUGAACAGAGCAUCCAUGAACCAAACUGGUACUGGACAGAUCAUAAAUCUUCUCAGUAAUGACGUCACUCGUUUUGAUCAGUUAAUGAUGUUUCUAAAUUAUUUGUGGAUCAUGCCUCUUCAGAUCGUGAUCGUAGGUUCUAUAAUGUGGCAACGAAUCGGUAUUUCGACACUUGUCGGCAUCGGAUUGCUGUUAAUCAUCGCUCUGGUAGUACAAGGGACCUUCAGUUUACUCAGCCGUAAAAUUAGAACCAUGAUCGCUCCUCUGACCGACCAAAGAGUGCAGCGGAUGAGCGAACUCAUAGCUGGAAUACAGGUGGUGAAGAUGUACGCCUGGGAGAAACCAUUCAGCACGAUCGUCUCGGUGACCAGACAACUGGAGAUCAAAAUAAUUAAAUUCUCAUCAUACGUGCGCGCCGCGUAUUUGGCCAUAACGGUCUUCACCGAGCGAUUGAUCCUCUACUUCACCUUAAUAGCAUUCGUCCUUCUGGGUCAUGAUCUGACUGCUGACGUGGCUUACGAAACGAUGACAUACUUCAACAUGCUUCAACUCACAGCUGCAGUGUUCUUUCCGCAAGCGCUGAUAUUAGUAGGCGAAUCGAUGGUGUCUAUGAAUCGAUUGGAGGAGCUUCUAUUGAUGGACGAAGUAAACGUGGGACGCUCGGAAAAGAAUUUACUGCAAUCUAAGUCUCAGAAAUCAGAUGAUGCUAAUGGUGCAGAAAAUCAAACGGACAAGUACAUUUCAAAAAAUGGAAAUAUUGGAUUUUCCGAGUCUCAUGGAUCCGAUUUUCCAGUCUGCGUGAAGCUUCAGUGCGUUUCUGCCAACUGGAUUAAUGGCCAAUUACCGCCAACUUUAUGCAAUAUCAACUUAACCAUCAAGCCAGGCCAGCUGUGCGCUAUGGUUGGUGCAGUGGGUUCUGGCAAAUCAUCCAUGUUACAUCUAUUGCUGAGGGAGUUGGAUCCCGGCGCAGGUUCCGUAAUCCUCAUUCAGGACCCUUCAAAGAAUAUCAUUCGGGGUAAUCUAGCCAACUACUAUACGGACAAUCCGAAUCUGCGCAUCUCCUACGCCAGCCAGGAACCCUGGCUCUUUGGCGGUACUGUGAAAGAUAAUAUAUUGUUUGGCCAACCCUAUGACAAGGCUAGAUAUACUCAGGUGGCAAAUGUGUGCGCCUUGACAAAGGAUUUUCGGCAGUUUCCACAAGGGGACAUGACCAUAGUCGGCGACAGAGGGGUAUCUCUGUCCGGAGGCCAAAGGGCGCGUAUCAAUCUCGCAAGGGCAGUUUACAGGCAAGCGGAUCUUUAUCUGCUCGAUGAUCCCUUGAGCGCAGUAGAUACUCGCGUUGCUAAGCAUCUUUACUGGAAAUGCAUUAAUGAAUAUCUCCAGGGCAAGACGAGGAUACUUGUUACACAUCAGCUGCAAUUUCUUAAACGUGCGGAUUACAUUGUGGUAUUGGAUCGAGGUUUCAUAAAGAUGCAAGGAAGUUAUAAUGAAUUAGUACAGUCAAAUAACGAUUUUGUUGGGAUGAUGAACAGUUUGAAUUACGAAGCUCAGAAAAAAGAAGAGGAGUCUAGAAAAGUUUCGGAAAUGACUACAAGAAGAAUUUCGCUAAUGCGACGUGCCUCGGAAAUAUCUGCAAGGCGAAUUUCGCUAAUGAGACGUGCAUCGGGAUUAUCAAUCGCAAGUUCCACUAUUCAUUCGGACAUCGAUGAGGAUUACAUAGAGAAUACUCCGGAAGGCGAAAUGAUGGCACACGGCCAAAUGUCUAGCAAGGUGUACAAGAAAUAUUUCCAUCACGGCGCGAACUACUUCGUCCUGUUCAUAUUGCUCCUAUUCUUCGUUAUCAGCCAGGUUGCCACCACCGGGAAUGAUUACUGGCUCUCAUAUUGGACGAACUUGGAGAACGUCAGACGUAUGAAUGACACUAAUAAAGACAUUCAUAAAGACAAAAAGUUCGCGUAUAUGUAUAACAAUAGCUUCCUGGGAUCAAUCUUCACGCUGAAUUCAAACGGUCUGCUCGGUACCAUAGAUGCUAUAUACGUAUAUACAUUUUGCAUCAUCGCUUGCACAAUUACUACGCUUUUCCGCAGCUUCCUCUACAUGAAAAUCUGUAUGAACUCAAGCAUUAAUCUCCAUAACAUCAUGUUCUCCAAUCUACUAGAAGCGCGUAUGACCUUCUUCAACACCAAUCCUUCUGGGAGAAUUUUAAACAGAUUUUCGAAGGACAUGGGCACCAUGGACGAAAUACUGCCCAAAGCAAUGUUAGAGGUACUCCAAUUGGGUUGUGUAGUAUGUGGUAUGUUUACCAUGGAGGCCAUAAUUAAUCCAUGGAUGCUGAUACCGAUAAUAUUAUUAGUUAUUUUAUUUUUCUUCAUGACGAAGUUUUAUCUGAGGACCGCUCAGAACGUCAAACGUCUCGAAGGCAUAAUGAAAAGCCCGAUAUUCUCGCACGUGAAUGCUACGUUAAACGGAUUACCGACGAUCAGAAGCAGCGGCGCCAUAAUUGAAAAGAUGAUGCGAAAGCAAUUUGAUGUGUUGCAAGAUCGUCAUAGCGGCACGUGGUAUCUCAUCUUAACAUGUUCUGAGAGCUUUGGUAUCUUUACGGAUUUAAUCAUGUGCCUGUUCCUCGCCUGUCUUUGUUUCUCCUUAAUAUUACUGAAUGAAACUGAAGAUAGUAAAGCAGGACUGGCAAUAUCGCAAUCAUUGAUCCUACUAGACUGUCUACAAUAUGGCAUAAGACAGACCACUGAGACGAUGUCGCUGAUGAUCUCCGUGGAAAGAAUUCUUCAGUACACGAAUCUUCCCAGAGAGAUAUCCAUUACAUCUGACAAUCCGCCGCCGGCCACUUGGCCGUCCCAAGGACAAUUAAUCUUGAAGAAUGUUACUAUGAAAUAUCACGACGAUGAUCCACCAGUUUUGAAAAAUCUGAACGUGACCAUCGAGCCUGGCUGGAAAAUUGGGGUAGUGGGAAGAACUGGCGCAGGCAAGUCCUCCUUGAUUUCGGCGCUUUUCCGAUUGUUCAACGAAGGUCUGGAGGGCGAGAUCAAGAUCGACAGUAGAGACACGAGUACGGUAGACUUGAACACUCUACGUUGUAAGAUCUCCAUCAUACCGCAGGAACCAGUGCUCUUCUCAGAGAGCUUGCGUUACAAUCUGGAUCCUUUCAAUCAAUAUGAUGACUUGAAGCUGUGGGAGGUGCUCCGACAGGUCGAGUUGAACGACGUCGCGCUGGACAAAGAUAUCUUCUACGGCGGUCAUAAUUUCAGUGUUGGCCAGAGGCAGCUCAUAUGUCUGGCCAGAGCCAUUCUGAGGAACAAUCGCUUGCUUGUUCUCGAUGAGGCCACGGCCAAUAUUGAUUCACACACUGAUGCUUUAAUUCAGGAAACAAUAAGGAGCACUUUUAAAGAAUGUACCGUUAUCACCAUAGCACAUCGAUUAAAUACUAUUAUAGACAGUAAUCGGAUUAUUGUGAUGGAAAACGGAUCUAUUGUGGAAUUUGGCUGUCCAUACGAACUAUUGCGUGACAAACCAAAAGGUUAUUUUUCACAAAUGGUGGAGAAGACAGGAAAUCAGAUGGCGCUAAGUCUUUUGAAGCAAGCAAAGAAGGCUUGCCAGAAGAAUAAUGAUCAACAUGAAUUGAGCUCGACACAAAAUACCGAGAACGAGAGUGACGUUACAAUCACGGAAGAGUCUGCUUUAUAGAUUUUUCCUUGCACAAAAAAAUGUAUAUGUGUAUAAAAGAUUGCAUAUGUAUACAUAUUAAUUUUCUUUUGCCAGUUUUGUACACGAUCAAAUUUGUGAA
This is a messenger RNA of Solenopsis invicta (red fire ant), 5383 nucleotides long. RefSeq names its product multidrug resistance-associated protein 4-like. The transcript is spliced from 17 exons. Lineage: Eukaryota; Metazoa; Arthropoda; Insecta; Hymenoptera; Formicidae. Gene Ontology annotation, cellular component: membrane. Gene Ontology annotation, molecular function: ATP binding; ATP hydrolysis activity; ABC-type transporter activity. Bases 994 to 5283 code for a protein of 1429 amino acids. The record is from RefSeq and is a predicted model, not a curated record. Gene Ontology annotation, biological process: transmembrane transport.